UGGAAUGUACGGCAUGUGGUGGAAGUGUAGACAUGUCGUUCAACCCCUCCCUUCAUUUCUUUAACCUUGCGGCUGAGCGACGGCAGGUCUCCGCUCCACAAGUUCAGCUGGCCGCUUAGGGACCUUUGGAGGAAGGUCCAGGGCAUGUUUGGAGUGCGUUUGAAGAGUUUCGUUUCCGGGCAAGCACUCGGCAGUCUCUGUCAAGAGUUUCACCCUCGGGGGGGGGGGAGAGUCCGGCUGAGUGGCUGCGUUGCUGGCGCUGAGUCGUUGCACCGCUUGUCAUCAUCCAUGGAGUCUGACCGCGAUCUUCACCCGAUAUUGGAGUGAUGCAUUGUUGGCAGCAGGCAAGGAUCGAUCGGACUCUCUGAUCCCUUGGCAAGGAGGGAGCUCCAGAGAUUGAAAGUGCGGCGGACAGAGCGGGAGCCACUAGUAAUUGCGCUUUGAGUUACUCCUGCCACUAUAAACUGUGACCUUGAGUUUGGUUUUGAAAUUCAAGCAACUGGUAAAAGAACAAGGCUGUGAGAAUGCUGCAGCAAAUAUUGGAGACUAUGUAUAUUGACCCAGACCUUCUGGCUGAACUUAACGAAGAACAAAAACAGAUAUUGUUCUUUAAAAUGAGACAGGAGCAGAUUCGAAGGUGGAAGGAAAAUGAAAAAGAACUGGAGAAGAAAAAACUGGAACUGGAGAGGAAAAAACCUUCAAAGAGAGGGAAGGCAGUCAGCUGGCUGCUGGCAGCAGAUAAUGAUGUGUGGGUCUGGGUGAUGGGUGAAGGUCCAGGAGAUAAACCCUACGAUCAAAUUUGCGAUGAAAUAAUUGCAGAGCGAGCAAGACAGCAGGCUCAAAAGGAAGCCGGGGAGCUAAGGAAGGAGAAAGAAAAGGAAUUGAUUCGAAGAUUCUCGGGCUCAUUUAAAUUGGGGGAGAAAGCUGUCAAAGAUACCUCGAGACAGGAGGAGGUUCAGAAGAAAGCAGAGGUUGAUCAGGCUACAAAAGCAGCUGCUGAACAGGAACGAAUCCAAAUGGAACUCAAGCAAAAAGAAGAGGAGGAACGGAAAAGACAAGAGGAGGAGAUCAGACGUCUGGAAGAGGAGAGGACUCAGCAGUUGUACAUUAACCUGAAGGAGGCUCAGGAAAUGGUGCAAAAAAAUGAAAAGGAAGAUCCAGUAUGGCGUGAGAGCUUAAGGAAAUCCAAGGUAGCUGAUGAGAGGAGACGGUCAAUAGCUAAGCAAGCACGUGAUGAUUAUAAGCGACAUUCUCUGAAGGCUAUUGAGAGGGGAAAGGUAUCUGCACUUUCACAGAACUUUCAGAAGCUCCAGUCUCCAGUGAAGCCUGCCGUUCCUCCACGUAGAUUCGCAGUCAAUCGCAAGGAGUGUAAUGCAAGAACAGAAGCACAAGCCCCGAAACUGAAUAACAGCAAGGAGAGCAUCAUCAGCUGGUUCAAAGAACAGCAGAUCCCACUUCGAGCCGGUUAUGAAAAGCACAGUGAUGUCAUAGCUGCCUGGUUUCAUGGCAUUAUAACCAGGCGAGAGGCUGAGGACCUCCUGAGUAAGAAGGCAACUGGGUCAUUUCUAAUCAGAAUCAGUGAGCGGAUGAUUGGUUAUUGCCUGUCUUAUCGAAGCAGCGAUGGGUACAAGCACUUUCUGAUCGACUCCUCCAAGGACUCGUACACAUUCUUUGGUGUAGACCAGUUACAGCACGCAACGCUCGCAGACCUGGUGGAGUACCACAAGGAUGAACCAAUCACAUUAGCAGGUGCUGAACUCUUACAUGAACCUUGUGGCCAACAGAGGGAACCUCCAGACUAUGCCCAUCUCUUCAACUGAGUCCUUCUGAAGCAGGAGCGUCCAGCAACCACAACCGUUGUUGUCCUCCUCCAACAUGUUCACUUUAAUGAGGGACUGAGUGAAGUAACUGGGCCCAGCAAUGAAGUUGUACUUCCUCUGACAAGAUCAAAUGUUGUGCAGAAGGACACAAAGAUCGGAAUCAAAGUAGACAGUAUUUGCUGACCUUUUCUAUAUUUUUAAGAACAAGUUUACAUUUGGGUUCAUAGCUGUUACUUUUUCUUUGAAGGACCAGGACAUGUUCUUAUGGUGCACUCCUGGUAUAUUACAGAUUAGGAAUCCCUUGUGUAGAGUUUGAAGUAAACUAUGCAAGCUGUUCUUAAAAGUACAUUUAUUUUACCAGUAGAUGAAGAAUAUAUAUUGUAAAGUUGAUUUGUUUGUAUUCUGCCCUCUUGUUGAUUGACAGGGUUAAACUAGUGAUGCAAGCCUCUUAAUAUCAUUAUAUUGUGAAAGAAAUGUAUUUUCAUACAGCUGCCAAUUUUAACAAUGAACUGUCUCCAUGAUAUAGGAAAAUAAAGGGAAAUUGAAGAGCCAUGUGUUCUAGAUAGUUAAGUAGGGUAAUUUCUAAAUGUCAUCCAAGCCAUUCAAUUUUCCAAUUAUUGUUAUACUUUGUAUUUAAUAAAGUGGAACUAUGACCAUU
Messenger RNA from Pristis pectinata (smalltooth sawfish), 2478 nucleotides. RefSeq names its product SH2 domain containing 4A (gene sh2d4a). The record is from RefSeq and is a predicted model, not a curated record. Bases 525 to 1820 code for a protein of 431 amino acids. Lineage: Eukaryota; Metazoa; Chordata; Chondrichthyes; Rhinopristiformes; Pristidae. The transcript is spliced from 9 exons. Gene Ontology annotation, cellular component: cytoplasm.